AUGGAAGUCACAUUUGGAACUUCUGAACGUGGACAAGAAACUGUUAUUUAUCGCGGGUUCGAGUAUUGGAAAAAGAAGAGCAAUGUAUGCGGGACGAUAUCUUGGCGGUGCAAAGAAUACAGACGUCUCAACUGUAGAGCUACCAUCAUAACAUCGGGGAGGAGAGUCACAGGCGAAAGACAGCCCGAUCACACGCACCAAGGGAACAUCGCGACUUCGCUUGCGCGUAAAGCGGUAGGACAGAUGAAGGAGAAGAUGGCCGAACUGAUGUCAACACCGAGCUCGUCGCAAGCUGUAGUUUCAUCUACAUUGGACGACCACGUGCUCAUAGCUUUGCCGAGGAAAUCGCUACUUAAUCGAACAAUGCAAAGAAAACGUCAAAAAUUGAAUGCUGCGGCCAAUGGUGAAGCACUGUUGCCUCCAAUUCCAGUUGACUUAACAUUCGAUGUCCCCGACAUGGACAAGGAAAUGGUUCUCCCUGGACAGAAUCGCUUGAUACAAAUGGGAUGCCAGGAGCUACAAGACGGGCUUGCUAGAUCCGAUAUAUGGCUGGCAGACGGAACUUUUAAAGUAGUUCCUAACCAGUACUUUCAACUGUAUUCCAUUCAUUUUGCGUUCGGCUCGGGAAUUAAUCCGGCAGCAUGCUUCUGUCUUUUAAACAACAAAACAGCUGAGUCAUAUGGUACGGUCCUUCGUGAACUUCAUAAUCUUAUUCCGUUGGCAGCGCCCAAAACAAUUCUCGUUGACUUCGAACGGGCUGCGAUUAAUGCUUUGAGCAUCCAGUUUCCUACUGCAACUGUGUCCGGAUGCUACUUCCAUCUUACUCAGAGUGUCGUCCGAAAAGUUGUCGAAGUUGGAUUGAAGGUACAAUAUGAACACGAUGAACAACGUCCGAGGGUAUGA
Molecule: messenger RNA, 903 nt
Organism: Hydra vulgaris (swiftwater hydra)
Lineage: Eukaryota; Metazoa; Cnidaria; Hydrozoa; Anthoathecata; Hydridae
Source: RefSeq, a predicted model, not a curated record